Molecule: messenger RNA, 1168 nt
Organism: Mangifera indica (mango)
Lineage: Eukaryota; Viridiplantae; Streptophyta; Magnoliopsida; Sapindales; Anacardiaceae
Product: transcription factor HEC3-like
Exons: 1
Coding region: 157-867 (236 amino acids)
Biological process (GO): regulation of DNA-templated transcription
Molecular function (GO): DNA-binding transcription factor activity; protein dimerization activity
Source: RefSeq, a predicted model, not a curated record
UUAAUUCUUAAAUCUUUAUCUCUUUUUUAUGUGUCAUCAAAUUGCUUCUUCUUUUUCAAGAACAUUACAUUUCUUGGAAUUCCUGAAGUUCAAUAUAUAAGUUGUUGCAAACUGGUUUUCAACAACUUGCCAUCUUUUAGAUUUCUGUUUUACGCCAUGGAUAUGAAUCAAGUUCGGCUUGGAAAUCAUGUAUGGGAAGUUGAAAUGGCGAAUAUGGAAGAGCAAAUCCUCCACGACCCGAUUUCUGGAUUCAAUUCGAUUUUUCCGAGCUAUAACUUCCCUCUUCAAACGCCGCAAAUCACUUCAUCGUCAGCCUCGAACCACCACUUGCCAUCUUCUAGCUUUUUCACUGAGCAGAUACAACACAGCAUGGAGGGACAACAACAGGAAGAAGAAGAAGAAGAAGAAGAGCCAGAAGAGGAGCUGGGUGCCAUGAAAGAGAUGAUGUAUAGAAUCGCUGCGAUGCAGCCGGUGGACAUCGACCCCUCCACCAUCCGGAAGCCCAAAAGGCGAAACAUCCGCAUCAGCGACGACCCCCAGAGCGUGGCAGCGCGUCACCGACGCGAAAGAAUCAGCGAAAAGAUCAGAAUUCUUCAGAGGCUUGUCCCCGGAGGCACCAGAAUGGACACAGCCUCCAUGCUCGACGAGGCCAUCCGCUAUGUCAAGUUCCUCAAGAGGCAGAUCCGUUUACUCAAGUCCAAUAAUCAACAAAACGCAUCAACACAGCAGCUUUGGCAUCCCAAAUUGACGCCGAAUAAUUCUCUCGCUUCAUCAACCACUGCAAUCUCACCAGAUCAUUACCAGGGCAUAACUUUCCAAGCCAGGGCAAAUAAUUUGUGCUUUAAUCACAAGGUAAUUAGCGAUUAAUUAGCAAAAUAAUCAGCUUAAGUAAAUGUACAUAUAAUAUUUUAGGGAGAGUUCAUGUGAAAGAAGGAAGAAAGUUGUUAGGAUAUUGUUGACUAAAGGGGCUUGAAGAAUAAUCAUAACGGAUAGCUUGAGUUACGUACAACCAUAUAUAAAAGAUAUUAUAUAAUUUUUAUAUUAUGAAUAAUUUUAUAAUAAGAUGGCCGGAAAGUUUGCUUGGAAGAGUAUCUUUUUCCGGGCAAAAAAACAGUGAGGUGAGAGGGAGCUAUUGAAUAACAAUAUUAUUGGCUUUUGCUUGAUUUGU